GACCCUGGACGAUAGUCGUCAGGCUCGUAUGUCUGAAGGAGGACGUUUCUGGGAGCGUUCAGAAAGCAACAUUCCUGGCGAAGACAGAGUAACAACAACACUCACCCCACCAUCCUCGUGACGUCACAAGCACCUACCUCUCCCUCUUAACAGAAGCUUUCCUCAAGAUGGGAGCGGAGGAACCGGAAAAGAAUGAUGGGGGUCAGAAGCCUGAGGGGGACAAGAAGGGGCCCUCCCCCUUCACCAAGAAAAUGAUGAAGAUGAUGACGGUCAUGGCGUACAUUUCUGGUGUUUCGGGAGCUGGGUUCCUGCUUUCUCUCUACUAUAUCAUUUUCUGGGACCCCAACAUUCAAGGGGUGCGCCCCCCUGGGUACCUGAAGACCGGAGAGAUGGUAGGACUCCCACAGCCACGCGUUGCUUCCAUGCCCCAGGCCCUGGUGGCUGCUCCUCCUUCUGAUCACAGGAGAAUGUCUAGGGAAUAUAUGGAGGCCUACUUCAGAAAUCUCACUGCCGAUACAGGAGAAACCCGCAUGGCGGCCGAGAACAACUUGUUAGAGCCCAAGCCGACCCCCUACGCUCUGCCGGUCAUUCCCGAAACCAACCACCACCACAGUUCUCAUCAGCCCCACCACAACGGGCAAGCGACUCUGUCCAACAACAAUCACCAGUCCUCCGGACCAUCACCACAGCAGGGCAAGCACCGAGAGGCCUCUCCGACGGACGGGUCUUCCUCCUCCUUCUACGACGACUUCCGACAGCAGCAGCAGCAACAACAACAGCAUCAGCAGCAUCAGCAGCAGCGCGGGCAGCCGCCUCUGUCCACGUCAGCUUGAGUGAUCUUUUACCCCAUAGUCACCUGACCUCACCCGAUAUUAGCAUUACGUGACCCUCACUGACCUGAGGUCAUCGCACUGUCGAACCUGCUUUUAACUUCUCAUGUUGUUAAAAUAAAGUUUAGGUAGAAAAACAAAAAACAAACAGUAGUGAUCACAGGUUAUGAUGCUUACGACUUCGAGAGAACGAUCUCGGAUUCUUCCACUUUCAUAUUUGCGAUUCGUUGGGUUGUGAUGAUGACGCGCAUGCGCAAUGAGAAGAGGUGGUGGUGGUGAUGAUGAUGAUGAUGAUGAUGAAGGUGGGAAUGACGAACGAGGAAGCUGAAGUUGGAUGAUGAAGAUGAUGAGCCGUUGUAAAUAAAGAGGAAGAGGUCACGCCUUUGAAGUUACGCGUAACUUUCGUAAUUUUUGAUAAAAAGAACUUGAGAAUGUCACCGGAGAAUCAUCGGCCAAGGAAGGGCUUGGAAUUCUGCUUCUCCGGUGUCUCGAGGUCCUAAGGAUACCACAUAUAUAGAUUUUUUGAGGUUAUUUUGUACUGUUACUGGAAAUGGUUACAUGUAUAGAUUUCAACUUUAUAAUUAAAUAUAUAUAUAUACACAAUAGAA
This is a messenger RNA of Macrobrachium nipponense, 1438 nucleotides long. RefSeq names its product signal transducer and activator of transcription A-like. Lineage: Eukaryota; Metazoa; Arthropoda; Malacostraca; Decapoda; Palaemonidae. The record is from RefSeq and is a predicted model, not a curated record. The coding region runs from base 168 to 833 and encodes 221 amino acids. The transcript is spliced from 3 exons.